GUUGUAGAACUUAAAGGAAAGUAUGGCACGGUCUGUGAUGCUACUUCUGUCAUGAAACUGUUAAAACAAUGUCAGUCUGUGAAGAAUGCUUGUGAAUUGUUAGUAUCCUGUUUAUCAUCUCAUGCCCACUGUCAGAGAGACACAGUUCUGGGUUCAGAGGUUCAGAGUGUCAGAAGCCGAUUGGAUAAAGUGAUUGAUUCUCUCACAGAUUUCACAAGAGAUCUUCAUCGUGGUGAUGCUGGUGUGAGAGAAAAUGAUGAGGUAUGGUCAGACAUUAUUGAAAACUCAGAAAAUCUCUUGUCUGUUCUAACAGAAGCUCUUUUAGCCUGGGACCGAGCCCAAGUACGGAAGAUUAAUAAGUCCAUUGCACAUGUGAAAAGCCAGCUGUCUCGUCUGCAGCAAGUACAUUUUGUGCAGCACUUACCAGAAGAUUUCCAGGAAGUGGUUUCAGCAUUUGGCAACCUCCUAAGUCUUGUACAGUAUCGUUGUGGAGACCUUUACCGGAGAGGACAGAGUGAAACACUUCAGUUAUUAGCUCUUCAGUUGUGCCAGACACUUCCUCUUCUUGCCUCUACUUGUACUGCAACUGUUAGCUAUCCUCUUAGUAAACAAGUCAAGACUAGUAGAGAACUGGUGUUGAAUAGGAUACAAACCUUGUUAGAAGAUAUUGAAUGUCAUGCUGGACAAGGAAGUGAAAAUUAUGAUGUGGAAGAAGCUGGGACAUUCAUUUCAUGUGUUGAUAAGGCUCUUGAUUUGCUCACGAGAGAAAUGUGUGACGAGUCUUCACAUAUGCUUCAAACCUCUCUUAGUGAAGAGGUUAAAUCUCUGUUAGAAGAAGUUCUUCGCCAUGGGGUUGCUGUAGCCUACUGCAGCUGUCCCGAUGAUAAUCGAGCUAUAAUGAGCAUGUGUGAAAAUGUUUUAAAGCAGCUGAAAAACCUUGUUGGUAUCGAACGUCUGGAGUCACACGAUGAAGUUGACUUCAAUGUUGCAAAAGAAAUGUUGGCUGAUGCUGUAGAAAGUUUGGAACAGAAAGUGAACACGGCACUGAUUCGUCAGAUAGUAAAGACUUUUGCUGUUCCACUCAGCCCUCUACAGGCACUGCUAAAAGUUCUGGAACCGAAUCAGGAGGUCAUAUCCUCAAAAGGGUUAGAAGAUCUCAUUGCUGAUUUUGAUCUCCGUGUAGACCACAUUUUCCAGGUUGGAGGUUUUGCUGCUGCUUGUACCUCGGAUAAUUUGAGAGUUCGUCACAUCAGAAACAGCCUGUUAACUUUGGAAUGGCUUGAAAGCUGCUUGAUUCCUUCUAUUGUAAGUGCUCAUAAUGACCGUCACCUGCAUGCCCAAGCACAUGCUCACAUGUUAGCAAAACACUGGAGUAUGGCUGUUGAGAGGCUGUGCAACACUUUGGAUGAAAUCAUGGAUCCCUCAGCAUUUUCACUUGUUACUAAACAAGAGGUUCAUCAGUCUUGGGCAUUGCUGAAAGAACAGCUUUAUACCCAUGAUAUGUCAUGGAUCAGUCAACAUGUAGAGAAUGUGAUUGCCCUUUCUUCUCGAGUCCUAAUGCUGCAUCAGCUUGACAGCUUUUUGACGGAUCGCCAAGAAGAGGAUUUGCAAAUGGCCAUAUCAGAGGUGAAGAAGAGCCUUGGAUUAGUUAUAGAAUCUCCAAAAGAUCUGUCUCGUCAUCGCAGCUUGAUCAAGAGAGUACAGCUGACACUAACUCUCCUCUCUCGUCUUGCAAAUUCCCUCAAUGAAGAAAAUUUGCAAUUUAUGGAAGAGUUUAGUUAUACAGAAACAAAUAAAGCAGCUAGGAAAGCAGUACCAACAAAGUUAAGUGAAACAGACAAACGUCAUUUAGUCACCUCCAACAUUGAAGACAUUCCUGUUGAUGUAGCAACACCAUUUACAGCAAGAUCUGUCCAUAAAGCAUCAAAAGACCCAUCAGAAGACGAGGAUAGAAGUGAGAGACCAAAGAAUCAGUUGAGGUCAAUGAAAUCGACAUCCAAACUUGGUGAAGGAAGAUUCAAGUCAACAAACACAAAUUUGACUAUGCAAGGACAUCAUUCAAGAUCUUUGCAAGCUAUUACAAGUGACACAUUGGGACUUGACUCCACUUCAAUUGACAUUACAAAGUUUCUGAGCCGUUCAACCAAUACCUUAUCUUCUGCACGUUCAUCAAAGAGAAAUUUUUCUCUUAAGGUCAAAGAAAUCAGUUUGGAUAUUAAUGCAGCAUUGAAAAGACCUGACCUUCCUCCUCUACCAACUCAACCUGAUAAGAAAGGGCUCCUACUUAAUGGACAACUGGAAGCAUCUGGAAGUUGUGAUGAUAGUUCUCUUGUAGAGGUGUCAGAACUUAUUGCGAAAGAGAAAUCCCCUGCAACUUCCCAGGAAAGCAUUGGCAAGGAACUGUCAGGUAUACUAGAGGACCUAACAUCUCUUGCUGGGGACCUUACAGAUCUAGUUACUCCUUCAACUCAGAAAAGAAAAUGUCCAUGGGAGGACUUUAGUUAUGAUGAUAAAGAGAAUAAUAGUUCCUCUGGUCUCCGUGGCAUCAAGCUCCAAAAUGUUUCCUUUAAUCCAAAGUUUCCUGAAAUAAAGAGUAGUGAUACAUCUGAAGUCAUAUUUGAGAACGAGGAACCUUGCACCUCGGAAAAUGCAAGUGAAAAGUUAUCUUCGUCUGUCUCUGAGAACUCAUCUGGUGGUUGUGCAGACCCUAUGGUUUGGAAAGACUUCACUGCCAUUUUAGAAACUAAAACUCCAGCUAAGAAUAAUCUUUUUGAUUUCACAAAUCACUUUAACAGUUGGCAACCCUCUGGUAUGCAGGUUUCAUUUACCACUUUUGGCAAAAGUAACAGAAGUAAUAUAUCAACUAAUAAUCAAUUGAAGACAAAAGUAGCUGAUUUGAGUGAUACCCCUUUUCUGGUGAAGUCCUCGUCACAGUCUUCUCUACCUGAGACUGAAUGCACAGCAGAGCAGCUUACUGGCAAUUAUUCUGUGAGCUCCUCAAGUGCUACUUUUGGAACACCUCAGAGACUUAAAGACAUUCAACUAGUUCAGGAACGGCUUAGAGCUCUUAAAGAGAAUAUGAGUUAGAGGUUUGAUUUCAUUUGGUACUUUUAAUUUUUUUAUGGAUUAAAGGUUGAAUGAAAGAAUUUAAUAAGACACAUACUAUGUUCCAAAAAAAUGGUUUUAUGAUGCACUGCAUUCAGAGAUUUUUAGUACAUGGAGCAAGUGACGGGUACAUUGAUUCUGUUUUCCAUUUUGUAUGUAUUUAUUUUACAGUUUUAUCUUGCCUGCUUUAAAAGUACAAAAAAAUAUUUUUAGGACACUGAUAUUUGCAUGCAGAAUUUGUAGCCAUAAAAGGAGGUGAGUAUAUUUGAAGUAGUUAUUACAGUAUGAUAACGUACAUAUAGAAUAAGCAUUCACAUUUACAUUGUCUGAUCUCAUACAGUCUCAUGGUGAAGGGUUGUGAAUGUAAUUAUGUAGCUAGCACAUACAUAUAUGUAAUAUUUAGGCAUUGGUAGGGGAAUUAGAGCUGUAUUUGAGUUAGUACAGUAGCUUGUAAUUUCUACAGUAACUUGUAAUUUCUUAAUAUACUGUCUGUAUUUGUAUAAAAGGAUGUAGUUUUUCAUUAUGAAAUUAAAGAUUAUUCUUAUUAUAUUUUCAUUAUUAUUCUUUCCCUUCCGGACUUUGUAUUUGCACAGCUUUUAUUUUUUUCAUUUUGAUUUAUUCAUUUCACUUCAGUCAAAGCUUUCCCAUUUCUUUUUUGGGUCAGUAUAGCACCACCACUUGGCCUCGCCUUGCUUCCACAUUACCAGAAUUUGUUCUGUCAACACCAGUGGUUUUUUUUAAGUGACCAUU
This is a messenger RNA of Macrobrachium nipponense, 3855 nucleotides long. RefSeq lists its product as uncharacterized. Gene Ontology annotation, molecular function: beta-catenin binding; actin filament binding. Gene Ontology annotation, cellular component: adherens junction; catenin complex. The record is from RefSeq and is a predicted model, not a curated record. Lineage: Eukaryota; Metazoa; Arthropoda; Malacostraca; Decapoda; Palaemonidae. Gene Ontology annotation, biological process: cell-cell adhesion; cell migration.